UUGUCCUCGCCAAUCUCAGAGCACCACCGCCACCACCACCGCCGUUGCGGAGAGCAGCACCCAGCCAGCCAGCCAGCCAACCAGUCAGAAAGUUAAGGCAGAGUAGAAGAAGCAGAAGCCACAGCAGUGGAGAGUUCUCGGCUGGCCCAGUUUUUAAGGUUGGAAAACGGAAAAGGGAGGCCUGGUGCUGGCAGAGUAGAAAUAGCAAGCCAAGGGGAACCGGAAGCCGCUGGGUUGCGUAUUUCGAAGACUGCGUCGGUUGUGCGUGCCACUGCCAUCUGUGUUUCCCCUGCCAUCCCUCCACCAUCGCUUGCCCGCCCUCCCAUAUCCUCAGUUCCCUGUCCCACCCAUCUUCCCAUUUUUAUUUUAUUUUCUUUUUUCUACGCGUUGGCGUGGGAUUCUCUGUCUUGGUAGUUUGUGGGUCGGCCAUCUGGGACGGAUGCGACCAUAGGGCGGUGAGUUAGUUUUGCGUUUUGUUGGCGUCGCAAGGAGAAUUGUGGGGUGUGAUGUUACUGGAAGCUUGCGUUGAACGAUCGGAAGGAGCGAGAGAAAGAGAGAGUGAGCGGGAGAGAGAGAGAGACUAGGUUAGUGUUGCGACUUUUUGACAUACUGUUUGGUCGGCGGUUUUUGAGGGUCUUCCAAGAAGGGACGACGAAAGAGCGUAUGUUUCUGGGAGUCUGCUGUGAUGAUGUAUAUGUGUUACACGGGUUGAGGGGCGUUGUUUUGAAAUUAUUCGAGCUUUCGUCUGUAGAGGAGUGUGGAGUGGUUAUCAGUAGCAGUUGAUCAAGACAGAGGGUGCUUUCUUCCCAGUUCUAAUAGGUGGCAUGGUUCUGCCGCUAACUUGCUUCCGGGAGUGGUUGGUUGUUGUCGUAUGUGAGAAACAGAGUUUGGAAAGUUUGGAGAUAGAAAUAAAAGGAAUCAAGGUGAAAGGAUAGGGAAGUGGGAUUUAGGAGGUAUUCCGAGCAGGAGAGGUGGGUACAUGCUUAAAAGACGUCUCCAGUAUGGCGGUGGGUACAGAAGUCGCGCAUCCUGUGAGCAUUUUAGAUGGAGUAAGCAAAGUUUCCAUUGCUGUCAGCCACAAAGAAGGCGGGGCUGUGGGGGAUAGCGGUAUGCACGUCGCAGCAGAAGCGGGAGCCAAUGUGUUUGCUGCAAGUAAUGGCUGCAGCUUGACUGAAAAUCAUUCAAGCUCUUUACUCUCCAUAUCGGAGGUUUGCAGUGACGAAACUCUAUCUGUGGCAUCUCCUGCAACAAGUGCAGAGAAGGUAGAAAUGGAAUCGAGUGAAGCGCCUAUUUAUAUUGUUCCUGAUUAUGUUCCAGAGUAUCGUUCUGGAGGUUGUGCAGAGAGGGGAAUUAGGCGGUCUAUGGAAGAUGCACAUGUGUGUGUGGAUAACUUGGAGGAAACUUUGGGUACUCGAGGUGCCUUCUACGGGGUCUUUGACGGUCAUGAUGGUGAAGCUGCGGCAUGUUACGUUAAAGAGCAUCUACUACCAUUCAUAUUAAGGGAUGUGUCUUUCCCUACUUGUGUGGAAGAUGCUGUGAAAAAUGCUUACUUAGAACUGGAUAAAGAGUUUUUAGAGGCGUGCAGACUGGAUGACAGUCUUUCUUCUGGAACAACUGUGCUAACCGCACUUCUACAAGGAAGAAACUUGCUAGUUGCCAAUGCUGGUGACUGUCGGGCAGUUUUGUGUCGAAAGGGGCAGGCCGUGCCGAUGUCCCAAGACCAUGAUCCAAGCUCUGCUUGGGAAAAGUCUCGCAUCGAAUCCGUUGGAGGUUACGUGGUGGAUGGAUAUGUAAAUGGACAGGUAACAGUUGCUCGAGCUAUCGGAGACUGGCACAUGCAGGGUCUUAAAGAAGCUGGAGGAAAAGGUCCUUUGAGCGCACUCCCAGACGUUAAGUCGUUGGUUCUUUCUGAAGACGAUGAGUUCCUUCUCAUGGGGUGUGAUGGAUUGUGGGAAGUAUUUACCAAUGAGGGUGCUAUUUCAUUUGCCCGAAAGCAAUUGCAGCGUCACAAUGACCCAGAGCUUUGUUCAAAGGAACUCGUCGUCGAGGCCUUGAGAAGGAAUUCUCAAGACAAUGUAACUGUCAUCGUAAUUUGUUUUAAGGCUGAUGCCCCUCCGCCUCUUGUUGUCCUUGAAAGGAGGACUACUAUUAGAAACUUCUGUCUUAAGAAAAUGCUUUCUGUACAGAAGGACAUUGAUAUUGCUCAAGCUUCUGCAAGUGAGCGCAGGUGCGUUGUUUGAAGAGAUUUUCAUUGCUUCCCUUUGGGGCUUGCGGUAGGAUUCGAACAAAUUGACGAGAAUGUUCCAUCUUAGUAGAAUUAGACUUACCUGAGGAUAGAAGCAACUAGGCAACAGAAAAGUAUUUUUUGGGUAGGAAGUCGAUGGAAUAAAGGCUUUAGGCAACCUCAGUACUUCUGUUAGGCAUCAUCUUCAGUUACAUUUGAGAUUUAAGUUAGAUGUGUUAUACCGGCGCAGCAGGAUAGUUGAAACUCUGAGCAGCUAAAUAGUGUCCUUGGUUCCCUUUCUUCCAGUGAUAAGACCCGUCACAAGACACUGUACCCAAUUUCAAGGGACGAGCAUUCAAACUUUGCUCGCCUGCACUUUGAUGUGCUCAGAAUUGAGAUUAUUUGGUCUUUGCACAAGGGUAACCACGUGAAACUAAUGAACCCAUUGAUAGUUUGUCAUUGCUGCAAAUGAAGUUAUUGAACGUGAUCUCUGUAAGGGAUCUAAAAUGCUUUGUGUAAGUGUGCGCAUGUGCGCUUUGACAAUAUUUGUAAUUGCAACAUUAAUAUUAUCUUUA
This is a messenger RNA of Physcomitrium patens, 2799 nucleotides long. Its product is annotated as putative protein phosphatase 2C 57. The record is from RefSeq and is a predicted model, not a curated record. Gene Ontology annotation, molecular function: protein serine/threonine phosphatase activity. Gene Ontology annotation, biological process: protein dephosphorylation. NCBI's taxonomy places the organism in Eukaryota, Viridiplantae, Streptophyta, Bryopsida, Funariales, Funariaceae.